CUGCUCUUGACUUAUUCUUGACUGGGUGAGGACGUGGCCACGGCAGGUUCCGGGUUGAUUAACGGCGCUUUGUUAGUCAGGGUGAGGUGUUGAGAUGGGUGACCCCCACCUUGCUUUCCACCCAACAACAUAACUAAUCCCUCGAGGAUUUCCAUCGCCCAACCCGGGCAUUGCACCUUUCUUUCCUCUUGGCUGGGGUUUAACAACUCCUCGUCCUCUCCUCCUCCUGCCAGACGUGGCAGGGCCGGAGCGGGGAGCAGCUCGGUGACGGGGUGGCAAAGCCAAAGGCAGCGCUGAGCCGGGCUUAGAGCAGGAUUCAUCCUCGGGGAGCAUCCCGGGUACCCUAAAACUGCUCCCACCCGGAGCGAGAGGUUUUGGAGGAAGAAAAAAGUCGUCCCGCUUCCCCAGCCGGUGUUCGGGCAGGCGUUAAAUUCGCGGCUCCCCCCUUUCCCCCGGCCGGGAUGGUUGAAUCGAAGGCGUUGAAGGUUCCCCAAGUAUGCGAUGCCGUUUGGCUUCGAUCCCGCUCGGCUGCUCCAGCCCUUCCUGCCUGGCUCGGUGGCGGUGGUGGCACAUCUGGCGUCAGACCUGCGGUGGCUGGUGGACCUGCGGUGGCUCAUCGCCACGGGCAUCGAUUUUGGGGUUUAUGUGUUGAAAACCCACUGGGGGCUUGCUUUUUCCUCUUUCAUUUUUUUUUUUUUCCUUUGGAAUUUCGGGGUUUAACCUGCACGGCUGAGGGUCCUCGGGAACUGCGGCCGCUUGCCCGGCUUUUAUAAACCCUGUGUAAAUCCAGCCUUUGGCAGCUGCGGGGCAGAGAAAUGUGAACUGAAAUGGAAAUAAAUCCCCUGGGGAGCCCUCGCACCCGCCCGCCUGCAGGUGUGGAUGGGGCAAGUUGGGGGUGAUGCCUCUGGGACAGGACUUUUGGGGGUGGCUCCGAUGGGUUUUGACCUUUCCCUCAUUUUCCCGCUGCAGGUGACCGGCGGCAGCCGCGAUGAGAGCUCCCGCCCUCGCCUGAUGCCUCUUCUGCUGAUAAAAAUGAUCAACAAGUCUCGAGGGAAGAUACUCGGGGUGCUGGCGCUGUUUCUGGUGAUGGUUUGGUACUCGAUCUACCGGGAAGACAGGUACAUACAGCUCUUUUAUUUCCCCGUGCAAGAAAACAAGACGAUGUGUCCCCUCGGGGAGGUGGAAAAGAAAGCGGCGCAGCUCAUCGGGAACUACUCGAGGGACCAGCCGCUCUUCCUGCAGCUGAAGGACUAUUUUUGGGAGAAGACGCCGUCGCUCUACGAGCUGCCCUACGGCACGAAAGGAAGCGAAGACGUCCUCCUGCGCUUGCUGUCGAUCACCCACUAUUCCCUGCCCGAGAACAUCCAGAGCCUGAAGUGCCGGAGGUGCGCGGUGGUGGGCAACGGCCACCGGCUCCGCAACAGCUCCAUGGGGGAGACCAUCGACACGUAUGACGUUGUCAUCAGGUUGAACAACGCCCCGGUCCACGGUUAUGAGCAGGACGUGGGCUCCAAGACCACCAUGCGCCUCUUCUACCCGGAGUCGGCCCACUUCAACCCCAGGACGGAGAACAACCCCGACACGUUGCUGGUGCUGGUGCCCUUCAAGCCCAUGGACUUCCAGUGGAUGGAGGCCAUCCUCAAUGACAAGAAGAGGGUUCGGAAAGGGUUUUGGAAACAGCCCCCAUUGAUCUGGGACGCCGACCCCGAGCGAGUGCGCAUCCUCAACCCUUAUUACAUGGAAGUAACUGCCGCUAAACUGCUCAACCUUCCCAUGAAGCAACCACGGAAGAUCAAACAGAAGCCCACCACGGGGUUGUUGGCCAUCACCUUGGCGCUACACUUCUGUGACCUGGUGCACAUCGCGGGCUUCGGCUACCCCAAUUCGGCCAACAAGAAGCAGACCAUUCACUACUACGAGCAGAUCACGCUCAAGUCCAUGGCGGCGUCGGAGCACAACGUCUCUCACGAGGCGGUGGCCAUCAAGCGGAUGCUGGAGCUGGGUCUCGUCAAGAACCUCACCUACUUCUGAGGGCACCGGGGCUGCGCAGGGAGAGCGUCCCCCGCCCUAGAGGGGGGACACCGCGCAGGCUCGGCCCCAGCCGGGCGAGGGCAGAGCGUCCUCGUCGCCGCCUGGCCCCGGGACUCUUGGAGCGAGCGGGGCUGGGGCUGGGGGGGCCGCGCUGGACCGCGGGUCCCCUGGGGACUGGGGGGCGCAGGGAGCCCCACGGGGCCGUGGCCGGGCAGCGCGGCCCCCGCCUUUUCCUACCGACGCACUGAAGCUACCGAGGACCUGGAGGGGCCUUUUGGGGUGGGGGGUCCUCCCUCCCAGCGGGCCUGGGGGGUGCAAGGUGGGGGCAGGAGCCCUCACCCUGGGUUUUCUCUUCCCAUUAAUUCCCUCUUAUUCGGACGAGGGCCCCAUCCGAGGGGCUGAUCUGGGGGUUCCCGGGACCCCCCCCAGGGAGCAGGAGCCUUUGGGGGCCCAUGUCACCUCCUCCUUGCCCUGGUUCCCCCACAAUAUUUAAUUUUGCCCCCCCCUUUUUUUUUUUUACUUUCUUUUUAUGCAGCAGCCCUCUCCCGUGCCUUAGCGCUGGCGUUGGGGGCUUGUCCCCCCCGUCCCCCGCCUCCGAGCCGGGGGGACACCCCGGGGUGCUUGGCCUCAGGGCCCUUCGUGGGGGGGGUGGUGGUGGUGGUGGUGGUGGUGUGGUUUAAUUUAAUUAAUUUAAAUGCUUAUUUAUGGUGGAGCCUUCCCUGGAGCCCGCGUGCCGCCAGUGUUGGGGACGAGUGGCCUCGGGUGGGGGGGGCCGGUGGGGUGCUGGGCUGCAGGGGGAUGGGGGUUUGUGGGUGUCCCCCCCCACCGAGGAGGGGUGAGCGGCGCCGUCUCCCCCCCGGCACAGGGUCCCCUGUGGGGCUGGGGGUGCCCCUGGGACCCGUGGAUGGGGUGGGGGGGGGUCCUGCUGGCACCCAAUAAAGGUCCUGGUGAGGCUGAGCUGGCUGGGUGCUGCCACCCCUCUGUGUCCCCGCGCCCCCAUGUCCCCACAUGGAGCUGGUGCCCCUGUCCCCAGGUGUCCCUACUCCCCUGCGUCCUCAGCCCAUGUCCCUGUGCCCACGUGUCCCCAUGUCCCCGCAGAUGGCCCUUACCUGCUGUGUCCCCGGCGUGACGCCCCAUCUCCUGGCUCCUGCGGUGGGGGUUGCGGGCCCCCAGCUGCCCCGUGCCUCAGUUUCCCUCUGCCACCGGGCACCCGCUGCCCCCACAUCCCCAAGGUGGGGACUCUUCCCCUCACAGCCUGCCCACCCCGGGGACCCCCUGGAGCUCCAGGCCACGGUCCGCGCCGGGGCAAAGUGUCACCGGGAGAGCCGGCGUCCUGGCGGGACGGCCACCAGCCCAGGCGUGCCAC
Chroicocephalus ridibundus (black-headed gull) is the source of this 3397-nucleotide messenger RNA. RefSeq names its product ST3 beta-galactoside alpha-2,3-sialyltransferase 4 (gene ST3GAL4). Bases 880 to 2031 code for a protein of 383 amino acids. The transcript is spliced from 11 exons. Gene Ontology annotation, biological process: glycolipid biosynthetic process. Lineage: Eukaryota; Metazoa; Chordata; Aves; Charadriiformes; Laridae. Gene Ontology annotation, molecular function: beta-galactoside (CMP) alpha-2,3-sialyltransferase activity; beta-D-galactosyl-(1->3)-N-acetyl-beta-D-galactosaminide alpha-2,3- sialyltransferase activity. The record is from RefSeq and is a predicted model, not a curated record.